Alexandromys fortis (reed vole) is the source of this 948-nucleotide messenger RNA. Its product is annotated as olfactory receptor 2A1/2A42-like. Lineage: Eukaryota; Metazoa; Chordata; Mammalia; Rodentia; Cricetidae. The transcript has a single exon. The record is from RefSeq and is a predicted model, not a curated record. Gene Ontology annotation, cellular component: plasma membrane. Gene Ontology annotation, biological process: detection of chemical stimulus involved in sensory perception of smell; G protein-coupled receptor signaling pathway. The coding region runs from base 1 to 948 and encodes 315 amino acids. Gene Ontology annotation, molecular function: G protein-coupled receptor activity; olfactory receptor activity.
AUGGAAGAAAAUCAGACAGUGGUCACAGAGUUCAUCCUGCUCGGAUUCUGUCUGGGUCCAAGAAUUCAUCUAGUCCUUUUUCUACUUUUCUCUAUCUUCUAUAUGGUAACCCUGUUGGGGAAUGGGAGCAUCCUUGGAAUAAUUUGCCUGAACUUCAGACUCCACACUCCUAUGUACUUCUUCCUUUCCCACCUGGCCAUUGUCGAUAUGGCCUAUGCCUGCAACACGGUGCCCCAGACACUGGUGAACCUCUUGGAUGAGACGAAGCCCAUCUCCUUUGUAGGAUGCAUAACACAGACCUUUCUCUUCUUGGCUUUUGCACACACAGAAUGUCUUCUCCUUGUGAUAAUGUCCUAUGAUAGGUUUGUGGCCAUCUGUUAUCCCCUACACUACACUGUCAUCAUGAGUUGGAGAGUAUGUACUAUCCUGGCUGCUGCUUCCUGGAUAUUUAGCUUCCUUCUGGCUCUGGUCCAUUUAGUCCUCAUCCUGAGACUGCCCUUCUGUGGACCCCAUGAAAUCAAUCACUUCUUCUGUGAAAUCCUGUCUGUCCUCAAGCUGGCCUGUGCUGACACAACGCUCAACCAAGUCGUCAUCUUUGCAGCCUGUGUAUUCAUACUGGUGGGACCCCUGUGUUUUGUACUAGUCUCCUACACACGCAUCCUGUUGGCCAUCCUGAAGAUCCAGUCAGGGGAGGGCCGCAGAAAGGCCUUCUCCACCUGCUCCUCCCACCUCUGUGUGGUUGGACUCUUUUUUGGCAGUGCCAUCAUCAUGUACAUGGCCCCCAAAUCUCAGCACCCCGAGGAGCAACAGAAGAUUCUUUUCCUGUUUUACAGUUUUUUCAAUCCCAUGCUGAACCCCCUCAUCUACAGCCUGAGGAAUGCUCAGGUCAAGGGUGCUCUCAGGGGGACCCUGUGCAAAGAAAGUCACACCCAUUGGUGUGAUGUUUGA